UUCCCGGGCUGUACCCUUUCCCUCCCUCUCUCCCUUCCUCCCCUUUGUUCCUCUCUCCCCCAAAAGUUCUGUUUUCCAGGGUGCCUACUUCAUAACGCCUGAGACCUGGGUGUGGGCAGCAAAGAUGGACAACAUACUGCUGCUGCUUUCUCUGUGGGCUAUGGCUGGCUAUGCCUCUCUGCAGACUGCGGCCGAGCCACCUGAGGCCUGUCCGGAGAGGCUCGUGGGCGACGAGCGCAGGAGGACGUGUCCUAGACCAUGUGUGCAGGACAAGGACUGCGGCAGCAAACGCCAGUGUCUGUGUGAUGGCCAGUGUGGCCUCAGCUGUGUGGCUCCAGGACGUACUUGUCCCUGGCCUCUACCCCCCGGGAGCAACUUGGUGCCUUCCCUGCUCUCUCCCACUCCCUCCUUCUCCCUGCUCUCUCCCACUCCCUCCUUCUCUGCCCUCCUUGAGGUGCGUUGUGUCCCAGGCUACGUGUUGCCCAGUGGCUUGGAUGCAGCCAUCCGCCGUUGCCAAGGCGACCGACAAUGGAGUGGUGACGAUCCCAUCUGCACAGUAGAACCCCCUUCCCCUGAUGUUUCCUGUCCAUUACCCAAAGAGGUGACCGAAACCUUCAGCAUCAAUGGAACCUCAGCCCCCGGAACAACCAUCCGUUACACCUGUCUGUUUGGGGAGCUGGUGGGAAACAGUGAGAAUGUCUGUACUGAUAAACUGACAUGGCAGUACCCUCAUCCCAUCUGUCAAAGAGUGUGGUGCCCGGCCCCCCAGGAGGUGAACCAUGGGUACCUGGUGGCAGUGCAGAGGAGUGAGUAUGAGGUGGGUGAUGAUAUCUACUAUCUCUGUAAGAAGAACUUCCUGCUGGAUGGACCAAACCGGGUUAGCUGCCAGCCCAAUGGUACCUGGACCACAGUUCCCUACUGUAGAGCGCGCUGUCCAAUCCCAGCGGAGCGGAGCCGUGUUUUGAUUGGUGGGCUGAAGCGUUGGCCCUAUGACAUGACAGACUCAGUGGUUCCUCAUGGGGAGAAUGUAACAUUCUACUGUAAACACCCCAGGAAGCAAUGCAGCCUCCCCUCCACACAGACCUGCUUUGAUGGUCUACUCAGCGCCCCCUCCUGCUACCUAGAACCCACCUGGCUGCAGUACAAACUGUUUCCUCAUCGGCUGGUGUCUGAGAUCGAGGCCUGUUCCCCUGCAGACUUGGAGUAACCCCAACACAUUUCCCCUGUCCCCUUCGCUCAGCCAGUGAGCGGCCCUACAUGUUAAAAAAUGACAAUGUCUUAAUAAAGAUGUGAUACGUGUAGUCAGGCACACAACGUCCAAUAAGGUUCAGAUGCUCACUUCAUGUUGUUCUACUGUGUCUGAUUCUGACUCCUCUCACCUCGGGAUCUGACUGACCUGAAAAUGUGUUCAUGUUGUUGUGUGUUGCAUAUUUUAUUGCUGCCCAAAGGCAUCCUUUAGGUUAGUCCUUCUCCUUAUGUUACUGAUGCACCAAGCCUUGAGGCUUGUAAGUAUUUUGGUGUGACUAUUUUUGAAUUAGAAAAAAAGUAUUUAUGUAAUUACAUGAGUCUGUAUUAUACCUAUAUCAUAAGUAAAAUUAAAUAGAGAUUAAAACCAAAUCCUUAA
Molecule: messenger RNA, 1624 nt
Organism: Esox lucius (northern pike)
Lineage: Eukaryota; Metazoa; Chordata; Actinopteri; Esociformes; Esocidae
Gene: ntd5
Product: ntl-dependent gene 5
Exons: 8
Coding region: 125-1207 (360 amino acids)
Cellular component (GO): extracellular region
Molecular function (GO): peptidase inhibitor activity
Source: RefSeq, a predicted model, not a curated record